CUUUGACAUCAGCACCAAAACAAGGCAACCUCAACUUCCUCACGAAAAGCCCCUUGGCAAGAAUGGCUGGUCUCAUCCUCGUAGAUGUCCAGUAUGACUUUCUGCCUGGUGGAGCGCUCGCCGUCAAGGAGGCGGACACGAUCAUCACGCCUAUCCUCGACGAGCUUCUCCCGCCCGCCUCGGCCUCAUCGAGCUCCCAACAGCCGUGGCGCACCAUCGUAGCGACGCAGGACUAUCAUCCGGUGGGGCACAUCUCUUUCGCUUCCUCACAUACAGGAGCCAAACCGCUCGAUACGAGACGCGUUAGUCAUCCCUUGAUCAAGGGCGAGGAGAUAGACCAAGUCAUGUGGCCAGACCAUUGUGUGCAGGGUACCAGGGGCGCCGAGAUUGAGGAUCACGUCGCGGCCAGGCUACGGCAGAUCAAGACGUCAGAGCGGGAAGCGCCGGACAUCAUCCUGGUUCAAAAGGGUACCGACCCGCACGUAGACGGGUAUUCUGGUCUAAGCGACAACGCUCAGUCACGCUUUACGCCCUUAGUACGAUAUCUCUCCUCUCGCCGCCCCGACCCAAUCGACGUGGUCGUCGUCUGCGGCCUGGCGACUGAUUAUUGCGUACUUUACACUGCGAUGGACCUCGUCAAGUUUGGGUACAAGGUCCUACUGCCCCGCGAGGCGACCAGAGGAGUCGAUGCGCAAGGAAGUCAGGAGGCGCUGGACAAGCUGGAAGCUGCUGGAGUCAAGGUAGUGCAGACUGCGAGGGAGGCAAAGGAGCUGGCGCGGCAGAUGGUGAAGCAGCUCGAGGCUAGAAGCGAGGAAAGCUACUUGGGCAAGUUUGAGCUGGAGCAGAAGAAGGUGUGGGAGGAGCAGAUGGGGAGACAGAGUGUGCAAUGACAAGAACUUCAAGCAAGGAAAGACUCGCAUCCUGCUGUGACAGAGCUGAAAUGGGGUAUAGAUCGCGUGAGGAAAGCGCUGGUAUACAUGAGGAGAGAAUGGAACGGGCGGAGGGUGAGAAGAGGCUAGAUCUCUCUUUG
Molecule: messenger RNA, 1030 nt
Organism: Jaminaea rosea
Lineage: Eukaryota; Fungi; Basidiomycota; Exobasidiomycetes; Microstromatales
Product: Isochorismatase hydrolase
Exons: 1
Coding region: 63-890 (275 amino acids)
Source: RefSeq, a predicted model, not a curated record